Bipolaris oryzae ATCC 44560 is the source of this 909-nucleotide messenger RNA. RefSeq lists its product as uncharacterized. The transcript has a single exon. NCBI's taxonomy places the organism in Eukaryota, Fungi, Ascomycota, Dothideomycetes, Pleosporales, Pleosporaceae. Bases 1 to 909 code for a protein of 302 amino acids. The record is from RefSeq and is a predicted model, not a curated record.
AUGAAGUCCACCAUCUUCACCGCCGCCGCCCUCGCGGCCCUCACCACCGCCUCCCCCAUCUCCCGCCGCGCAGAUGGCCCAACAGACGGCGAAAUUCUCAACUACGCCCUCACCCUCGAGCACCUCGAGGCCACCUUCUACAAGGACGCCCUCGCCAAGUACUCCUCUGCCGACUUCACCUCCGCAAACUUCACCACCGAAACCUACGAGAGAGUAAAGACCAUUGCCGCAGACGAAGCCGCCCACGUCUCCUUCCUUACCGCCGGCCUCAAGGCCGCCGGCGCCACCCCCGUCGAAGCCUGCACUUACGACUUCGGCUACACGGACGUCGCCUCGUUCCUCGCCACCGCCUCGGUGCUCGAGGGCGUAGGCGUCAGCGCCUACCUCGGUGCGGCCGCCGACAUCAUGUCCAAGACGUACCUCACGGCCGCCGGCUCCAUCUUGACGGUAGAGGCCAGGCACGCAGCGUACAUCCGCAACAGCAUCGGCGAAGCGCCGUUCCCCGCGCCCUUUGACAACCCGCUGGGCUACAACGAGGUGUACACGCUCGCGGCGCAGUUCAUUAAGUCCUGCCCAGACUCCAACCCCAAGCUCCCCGUCAAGGCGUUCCCGGUGCUGAGCGCGAAGCCCAAGGACGAGGGUAAGAUGGGUGUGUAUGGCGGUGACGACAUCAUGGUAGCUACCAAGGGUUACAAGAUUGAGGGAACCGUGUAUGCGGCGUUUAUCACUGUCACUGGACCCGUGUUUGUCGAUGCCAAGGCGGUCGAGGGUGGAUUCGAGGUCAUGGUGCCCAAGGAGGGUGUCACCGGACAGAGCUAUCUUGUGCUUACCAACUGCAACACUGCGGCUACGGAUGAUACUAUUGUUGCCGGCCCGGUGAUUGUCGAAAUCAUGGCCAAGAUGUCGUAA